CGCUUGGUUACGGUGGAGCGCAGCGUUAGUUGACAGGGCGCCUUAGCAACUCGGGCGCGCGGUAUUGAGCGGUAAAAGGCGUCGUUACGAUGCUCCUCCGGGGCGCCCGGUGCCUGGUGAUGUUGGCAGCGGUGGGGUUAAUAACUCAGACGGAGGCACAGUCAGUUAUAGGUUUCUAUCCUUCCACAGUCCUUUUGUCUGGACCACAAAUGACAACUUUCCUUGUUUCAAAUGUAUCCUCUGAUCAGUUAUCUCUUGAAGUCAUUGACAGUACAGCUUCUGUACCAUCUCCAAGUUGUAAUGGAUCAAGUACCACAGUGAACUGGUUGUCUAGUCUGGAAUCCUUUGAUGCUGGGACACAAAUUGUUAUAUCUAAAAUUAUGGUGACUUACAGAAAGAAUCUUACCUUAUGUUCAGGCAAUGAAACAAACUGCUGCCAAGAGGAUAAGUGCGUUGUGGAAACCCUUCAAGUCACCGCCUGUGAGAAUCAACGGACCAUUGCCAGCAUGGUUAUGCAUGCAGAAAUUUUUAUCAAUACCACUUUUGUAGGAAUUGUUUCAGAUAAUAAAACUGUGAUACCAAACCAAGUGUACCAACCACUAGGACCCUGUCCCUGUAAUCUUACGGCUGGGACUUGUGAUGUCCGCUGCUGCUGUGAUCAGGAGUGUAGCACAAGCAUGAAAGAGCUUUUUAAUGGCUACUGUUACUCUGGUGUUUUCGGUGGAAAUGUCUCUCCACCUUUUGACCAGCUUUGUAGUGUUCAGGAAAAGAACCGUGCCCCUGACUGGUUUCCAUUCCUGUGCGUCCAGUCUUCCAUGGACAAUUCCCCAUUUCUGGGCAAUUUCUACCAGGGGUACACUGGAUCACCCUCCCAGACUUUAUCUUUUGAUGUAAGCUUCCAGUCUAUUUAUCAAAAUUCCCUCAAUGGUUAUAAACAAGGAGAUCCGAUAUUAAGAGAUCUAAAUGGGUUCAAUGAAUAUCUCACAAUUCCACAGCAAUCUGCUAUUGGGACAUGCAUGAGAUACGCACCAGUGGCUUAUCUUCAAGAUUUCAGUGCUACGUGUGCCACUGAUAUAUCUGUGUGCUCAGAUGCUUUAACAUUUCAGUUGGAUGGUGUGAAGGUUAAGGAUGGCAGCGGAGGUACAAUUCCUCUUACAGUAACACUUAUAAACACUACACAGGAUAUUCUUCCUACAGGACCUGUCUUAGCACAAGCUUUGCAGUGUGACGUGAAUGUGUCAGCAGACUACGUAUUUAUAUGGGAAGCUAAUAAAAUAAAGGAAAUCCAGGUUACUGUUGAGACUGCUCGUAUCACUCUUACUCACCAAGCAAAACUACCUCAAAGAUUCACAGCUACAUUUCUCACCAGCAAUAGUACACCAGAUGUCCUCUCUGGCAAUCCAGGCUAUCAAAUUGGAAAACCUGUAAUAGCUGCUAAUGGGAGUGCACCAUUUACCAAGAGCACUAUUAAUGUCUGGAAACCAGUUUCGGAUAGCUCAUGUUCUAGUAUCACUCGGACUCCUGUUCUCUUUGGAGAAAAUUCAUAUUCUGGAUGUCUCCUUAAAGUGGUCAAUGAAAACUGCACACAGCUAAGGGAAAGUGUACUGUCCUGGUUUCAGAAUUCACUACUCUCUGUCAGUUACAUAUCAAUGAGAGGAAACUCAAAUGUCAGUGACCCAAGCGAAUGGGUAUCAAUAAUAUAUGAAGAACCCAAUACAACAUGCACCGAGAACUGCAACACAGCAAAUAUAAUGUGUUUAAAGGUGCCAUCAAACAUUAAUAUUCAGGUUUUAACUGCUGUGACGGGCGCUGUCGAGGGCAUUCCGCAAGAAGAGAUCCUGGCAGCUAAAGUUAGCUUUUCAACGGUUAAUGUGGAUUGCGUGUCUGCCUGUAACAUGUCACUUCUUCUUAUGGCCUCUGUGCAAUUUAUCAGAGUACCAGCCCAGGCCCCUUUGAGCAUCACAAGAUUUCAAAUGGAGAAUACAGAAUAUGACUGUGAGAAGAAUGAUGUCUGCUGGCAGCAGCUUGCUUAUCCACUAACUAAGUAUUACACAGGUGAACCACAACAUCUGACUUUGGCUAAAGGAAUGAUUCUGGUUUUCUUCUUCAUAAGUGCUGCAGUCCUGGGAGCACCAUGGAACAGAAUACGUAAAACAUUUAAUCAAACUACUCUUUGAAAGACUCUUACAGCAAAAGAAAAACAUAUUCUAAGGGCAGGGUCACACAGGGCACAUCCGCAGCAUAUUAUACACUGUAGAUGCGCUGACGGCAGUGACAGAGGGACUACAGCUUCUGGCUGCGGCUGGGUAGCUCUGUGUGUUUUUGCUCGUAGCGAAAACUUGUACAGUGGGAAAUCCGCCAGUGGACACCGGGAGCUCUCGCUGAAGCCCCUCUGUGACUGCCGUUGGCGCAUCCGCAGUGUGAAAUAUGCUGCGGAUGUGCCCUUUGUGACCCUGCCCUAACAGACUAUUGCAGUUGGUGGCAGAUCCUACUUUUGGAUGCCUGAUGGGGCUGUUGAUAGGGAAUCUGUCAGCAGCUUGAAACCUUUUAUAACUGCUGACAGCCUUAUUCAGAGUUCGGGAGAGGAGUAUAGUGAUGCUUUCUUUUUCAAUUGUGCAACAUGAGAAAAAUACUUGAUAUGGCUAACCUGGCCGCUCCUUUCACAGGUGAUUGACCCCUCAAGUAAUCUUCUGAUUGGACACUACAACUUACACUCCUACUCAAACGAGAGCUCAGGGCAUGCCUCCCUGGCACCUGCUAUAGCAGUGGCAGUGGAUGCAAAACCAAGACUAGUUAUCAAUAACCUUCUCUCUACGCCCCCUGUGUAUAGUGCUGUCUCAAAACUGCUGACACAUACCCUUUUAAGAUAAUCUAGCUACUCCAUGUCUUCAAGACAUGAUCAUCUUUUUCAUUGCUGUGGUUCUUACAGCACGUAUGACCAGCAUAAUAUUUAUGUUGUAAAUACUGGAUUUGCAUUCUUGUAAUUAAAAAUAAUGAAAUAAUGGUGUAAAUAUGUUUACUAUUUGAAAAAGAUUUGUCAUUUUUUUCAGAUACAAAAAUGUAUUUUUAACAUGAUUUAUAAAAAUGGAUGUCUGUCUUUUUUUGUCUUCUAUU
This is a messenger RNA of Hyla sarda, 3114 nucleotides long. RefSeq names its product tectonic family member 2 (gene TCTN2). Gene Ontology annotation, cellular component: MKS complex. The record is from RefSeq and is a predicted model, not a curated record. Bases 90 to 2177 code for a protein of 695 amino acids. Gene Ontology annotation, biological process: protein localization to ciliary transition zone; smoothened signaling pathway; cilium assembly. The transcript is spliced from 18 exons. NCBI's taxonomy places the organism in Eukaryota, Metazoa, Chordata, Amphibia, Anura, Hylidae.